Molecule: messenger RNA, 867 nt
Organism: Aspergillus nidulans FGSC A4
Lineage: Eukaryota; Fungi; Ascomycota; Eurotiomycetes; Eurotiales; Aspergillaceae
Exons: 4
Coding region: 1-867 (288 amino acids)
Biological process (GO): regulation of DNA-templated transcription; DNA-templated transcription
Cellular component (GO): nucleus
Molecular function (GO): DNA binding
Source: RefSeq, a predicted model, not a curated record
AUGAUACGACCUCGACGAAACUGGACAGCAGAAGAAGACAUCAUCCUGAAAAGAGAGGUUAGGCGAGUACAAGCGGAGGGUGACAACAUCAGUUGGCAUGAGAUCGCUGCAUUCCUCCCUGGGAGAACAAACAAAGAUUGCCGCAAGCGCUGGUAUGGCACAGCAGGAGCCAAGGUGAAAAAAGGGCCCUGGACAGAGGCCGAGGAUGCGCGUCUGCGGAAGGCAAUUGAGCGGCAUGGUACCAAGUGGGCUGUUGUUGCGUCUGUCGUGGGAACAAGAUUGCCGGAUCAGUGCUCUAAGCGAUGGAGUCACGCCAUCAAUCCUGAUAUUGAUCGCAGUCCAUGGACUCCACAGGAAAGGCAUGGCCACUACUGGCAGCAGAUUGUCUCUCUAUACUUCCCUGGCAGAACCAGCCUGGCCGCAAAGAACAGAUACCACAUCCUGCAAAGACGACUGAAAACCGAGGGCGGCGGAGUAACCGACCAGCUCUACAGCUGGGAGCGAGUAAUGGAUGCUAGCUCAUGGCAAGGGAUACUUUGGUCUGAUCCAGCUCAACCACCCUGCGACAAUUCUUUAGGUAUAGAGAGGAGCAUUCAAGAACUACCUUCCUCACUAGCGACAUCGCCAGCAAGCGACACACUUUCUCUCAUAGCAGCCGGCCACGCUGGGCCCGAUCAAGGACGGUCCGCUUGGCUGCCAUUGACGCCGUGCUCUCCUAUCUACUCCGGUCACAGUGAGCCUAACGUCAGUCAGAUAAUUCAGGAACCUGGAAACGGGCCUCACAUCUACGUCUUCCACAACUACAACCACGCCCUCGUUCACUCCCGCCUCGUUGACGGACUCGGGCUCAACCGAGCCGGCGCCUGA